This is a messenger RNA of Rotaria socialis, 408 nucleotides long. The record is from the annotation of a GenBank genome assembly. NCBI's taxonomy places the organism in Eukaryota, Metazoa, Rotifera, Eurotatoria, Philodinida, Philodinidae.
AUGCAUUCACUUCCUCUUCGUCUCGUUAUUUUCCAAUCAAUAGCAAUUGUUCAUUGUCGAUAUGUCAUUCGCGGAGAAAAAACUCGAUAUUCAUUCUUUUGUCCUAUUCCAAACGGUCAUUGGUAUGGUCCAAAUAAUCAAUCAAUAGUUUCUAAUUCAGAUAGAUACGAAAUACAAUAUUCAUUUGAUAGCACACAAUUGAUUAUUGAUUAUAUAACAUUACUACACGAAGGAGAAUAUAUUUGCCAAAAUAAUCAAACCAACGAUAUCAUUGAACGAUAUCAAUUAAGACUUGGCACAUUGAAUGAUAUACUUCUAGCAUAUUUUAUUUUGACUUUUUCUAUACUUAUCUUCAUUCCAAUAUUUUGGUUUCUAGGUAAAAAAUAUUCCGGUAUUAAGCAUCAAUAA